Tupaia belangeri chinensis (Chinese tree shrew) is the source of this 2242-nucleotide messenger RNA. It is a transcript of the gene MTO1, whose product is annotated as mitochondrial tRNA translation optimization 1. The record is from RefSeq and is a predicted model, not a curated record. Gene Ontology annotation, molecular function: flavin adenine dinucleotide binding. Gene Ontology annotation, biological process: tRNA methylation; tRNA wobble uridine modification. Gene Ontology annotation, cellular component: cytosol. NCBI's taxonomy places the organism in Eukaryota, Metazoa, Chordata, Mammalia, Scandentia, Tupaiidae.
CGUCGGGGCAAGAUGGCUGCUCCCUGCGCCGUUUCUACCUGAGUGUUCUGCGCCUCGCCGGUGGGGGCUCUACGUCAAACAGACCGUCUCCCAGCAUGUUCUCGCUCCGAGGCGGGGGCCGCUGGCUGGCAGCUUCCCUUACCAAACAGCACCUUCCUUUGGCCCGGUUCAGUGGCGACAGCGCGGCGCCUCGGACUCCCCACUUCGACGUGGUGAUCAUUGGGGGAGGACAUGCUGCGCGUGCUGCCGCUCGGUGCGGUUCCCGGACUCUGCUUCUCACGCACCGUGUGGACACGAUCGGUCAGAUGUCCUGUAAUCCUUCCUUUGGUGGCAUUGGAAAGGGGCAUUUAAUGAGAGAAGUUGAUGCCUUGGAUGGGCUGUGUUCUCGCAUCUGUGACCAGUCUGGUGUCCAUUACAAAGUGUUAAAUCGGCGCAAGGGACCAGCCGUGUGGGGCCUGAGAGCUCAGAUUGACAGGAAACUCUAUAAAGAGAACAUGCAGAAAGAAAUCCUGAACACACCACUGCUUACUGUUCAGGAGGGAGCGGUGGAAGAUCUUAUUCUUACAGAACCCGAGCCUGAACAUGCUGGGAAAUGUCGUGUCAGUGGUGUUGUCUUGGUGGAUGGAAGCACGGUGUAUGCAGAGAGUGUGAUUCUCACUACCGGGACGUUCCUGAGAGGCAUGGUUGUGAUUGGAUUGGAGAUGCAUCCGGCAGGACGUUUAGGGGAUCAGCCUUCUAUGGGGCUGGCUCAGACUCUGGAGAAAUUGGGGUUUGUGGUAGGAAGGUUGAAGACUGGGACUCCACCCCGCAUUGCCAAAGAGUCCAUUAAUUUCAGCAUUCUAAACAAGCAAAUGCCAGAUAAUCCAUCUGUACCGUUCAGUUUUAUAAAUGAGACAGUAUGGAUUAAGCCAGAAGAUCAGCUGCCAUGCUACUUGACUCACACCAACCCUCAAGUGGAUGAGAUUAUCCUUGGGAAUCUUCACCUUAAUAGUCAUGUUAAGGAAACCACAAGAGGACCCCGAUACUGUCCCUCCAUCGAAUCAAAAGUUUUGCGUUUUCCAAACCGUGUACAUCAGGUUUGGUUGGAACCUGAAGGAAUGGAUUCUAACCUUAUCUACCCGCAAGGGUUAUCUGUGACACUGCCAGCUGAGUUACAAGAGAAAAUGAUCACAUGCAUCAAAGGCUUGGAGAAAGCGAAAAUGAUUCAGCCAGGCUAUGGUGUUCAGUAUGACUACUUAGAUCCCCGUCAGAUCACUCCUUCCCUGGAGACUCACUUGGUUCAACGCCUCUUCUUUGCUGGACAGAUAAAUGGCACCACUGGUUAUGAGGAAGCUGCAGCUCAAGGUGUGGUAGCUGGAAUCAAUGCCAGUCUUCGGGUCCAUGGGAAGCCUGCCUUUGUCGUUAGCCGAACCGAAGGCUACAUAGGAGUCUUGAUUGAUGACCUCACCACGCAGGGCACCAAUGAACCAUACCGCAUGUUCACCAGCCGAGUGGAGUUCCGUCUGUCACUGCGCCCUGAUAAUGCCGACAGCCGGCUCACGUUCCGAGGAUAUAAGGAAGCCGGCUGCGUGUCCCAAUACCGAUAUGAAAGAGCUUCAUGGAUGAAGUCUUCUUUAGAAGAAGGCAUUUCUGUAUUGAAAUCCAUUGAAUUUUCAAGCUCUACAUGGAAGAAGUUAAUCCCAGAGGUUUCAAUAAGUGUUGGUAGAAGUCAGCCCAUCAGUGCUUUAGAGGUUCUGAAGUAUGAGGAAGUUGACAUGGAGUUAUUAGCCAAGGCCGUUCCAGAGCUCCUUGAGAAGUAUGCUGAAUGUAAUGAGUUGGCCAAAAGACUGAAAAUAGAAGCCAACUAUGAAUCAGUAUUGUCGCAUCAGUUACAAGAAAUAAAGGAAGUUCAGCGAGACGAAGCUCUCCAACUGCCAAAAGACUUAGAUUAUUUGACUAUCAGGGAUGUAUCUUUGUCACAAGAAGUUCGAGAGAAACUACAUUUUACUCGUCCACAGACGAUCGGGGCUGCUAGUCGUAUUCCGGGAGUGACACCUGCUGCCAUCGUCAAUCUCCUCAAGUUUGUGAAGACCACUCAGCGAAGACAGGCAGCUAUGAGUAGAUUGCCCAAAACUAAUCAAUACUUAUGUGAGACUGACAGACUUCAAGGAGAGUUAUAGCUGUUAAUUCAUUGACAACUUUUACUGUAUGAGUAAUCAAUGUAAGAAUAUAAAUAAGAGAUUAAAACUGUUUAGCACCUGUU